AGAGUGAAACCUCCAUCCUGUCUCUUCCUCUGUGUCAGCUGCUGCGUCUCCUCCUCCGCUAGCUUAGCCUGCUAGCUCGCAGCAGCAGGGAAGGUAAACAUGGCUAUGUCGCAGGCUCUGUCCGAGGAGGAGUUCCAUCGGAUGCAGGCCCAGCUGUUGGAGCUGCGGACGCAGAACUACCAGCUGUCUGAUGAUCUCAGGAAGAACACGGCAGAGCUGAAUGCCGUCCGUCAGAAGAAUGUGGUUCUGGAAAGAGAUUUUGUCAAAACACAGAAGGCCUUGAGUAAGAGUAAGAAAGCUCAGGAGGUGGAUGCUUUGCUGAGUGAGAAUGAGAUGCUUCAGGGGAAACUCCACAGUCAGGAGGAAGAUUUCAGACUACAGAACAGCACUCUGAUGGCUGAACUCUCCAAGCUGUGUACACAGAUCGAGCAGCUGGAGCAGGAGAAUCAGUGCCUGAAGAAGGAAGGAGGAGCAGCCUCUGCAUCCAGCCCCCCACCUAACCCUGCAUCCAUCCCCGUGGAUGGAGAACUGCUCCGCCUCCAAGCAGAAAACUCCACCCUACAGAAGAAAAUGAAGGCCCUGCAGGAGCGCUUCGACAAGGAGCUGCAGAGACAGGCGUCCGUUCAGGGCACCCAGAGUGCGACCACAGAGAGUGACGGAUCAGCAGGUACCAAUGGAGUCUCUGAUGUCACAGGGACAGGGGAGGAGUCAUUGCCAGGAGGAUCCAAUGAGAGACUGGAACAGGCGGAGCCUGAGCUGCGGCAGAAACAGCUACACGGCCUGUCAGAGAAGAGCGUAGAGAAGAUUGUAGCUAAGCAGGCAGCGCUAGGCUGGUCGGCUGCUCUCUGUCCAAUAACUCACUGCUUUGGACCAGAGCUGGAGAUGGCCCUGAACACCGAGCAGGAGGAGAAGAGGCUGCUGAAGGAGCAGAUCCACACCCUGGAGGCGUCCAAACAGGCUGAAAUCACCAAACUGCAGGAAGAAAUAACAAAGCUGUCUGACAAGCUAAAGAAGAAGCAGGAGAGUUUCCAGCGUCUGCAGACAGAAAAGGAGGCUCUGUACAACGACAGCAGGACAAAGAUCGAUGAGAUCAACCAAAGAAAAGAAGAAGAGCUGAAGGCCAUGAAUAUCCGUGUCCAGAGACUACAGACGGACCUCAUGGCAGCCAAUCAGACGGUGUCAGAGCUGAGAGAGCAGCUACAGAGCAAAGACAAGGAACAUGCUGACACAAAGCAAGUAGUUAAAGAUCAGAGCCGUGCGAACCGAGCAGCUCAAGCUUUUGUGGAACACGUGUUGCAGGAGAACAGUGCUCUGAGGACUAAUCUGUGCGCUCUUGAACAGAUCCAGACGGUGAAGACGCAGGAAAUGAACCUGUUGCGAGAGCAGCAGGAGGCGCUGACGGGCGAACUGCAGCAGAGACGAACUGAACAGGAGAAUCUGCUGGCUCAGAGGGAUGACCUCAACUCCCAGCUGCAGGAGUCGAGUUUUGCCAACAGGAAGUUGUUGGAGCAGUUAACCGAAGAAGGACAAGAGAAGGACAGACUGCUGAGAGAGCUGGACGAGGCUAAGAAGACAGCGGAGAAGAGGAAGGCCAUGCUGGAUGAGAUGGCCAUGCAGCUGAACCAGGAAAAGUCUGACCACAAGGAGGCGCUGUCAGACCUCAAACUGCAGCACGAGAAAGAGGUUCUUGCAGUCAGGGCUCGAUACGAGAAGGAGCUCAGAGGACUUCAUGAAGACAAGAAUCGCUCUGAGGAAGAAAUCCGACAGCAGCUUAGAGAUGAAAAGGCUCGGGCGAAGGAGCUGGAGGGUUUACAGCCCCGAGUGGAGGAGCUGCUGAGUCAGGUCCAGUCCAUGGAGGGAGCCAAAGGAUGGUUCGAGAGACGGCUCAAAGAGGCGGAGGAGAAUAUAGAGAAGAACAAUCUGCAACAUCAGGAGGAAAUCGAGCAGCUGUGGAAAGAACACAAACUUCAGCUGGAGGAGAAGCAGUCAGAGAUGGAGAAACUGAAGCAGCAGCUGGUGGAGGUGGAGAAGCAGAGGGAGGAGCACGGGGACACCAUCGGGAAACUCAAACAGGAGAUAAAGGACACGGUGGACGGUCAGAGGAUUCUUGAGAAGAAGGGAAGCGCAGCGGUAAGUUUACUGUUUAUCUGACUGAUGCUGCCAGAGACAAAGAGACGGAUGGACUGUGUGAGUGACAGACGCAGACUGAUGAACCGAUACUGCAAGACGAGACCUGAUGCUUGGAGUGAAAUUGUUGUUGUUUCAGGUUUGGAGGAGCUAGUUCUGUCAGAGAUCAACAGUCCCAGUCGAACUCAGCAGACCGGAGACUCGUCCUCCGUGUCCUCCUUCUCCUACAAAGACAUGAUGAAGGAGUCUCAGUCGACCAAUCAGAAUAAGUCCGGAGGAGGCAGCCCUCAGUCUCAGCGCCCCGCCGAAUUAUCCGAUGAUGAGGUCGGAGAGCUGUUCCAGCGGCUCGCUGAGGUUCAGCAGGAGAAAUGGAUGCUGGAAGAGAAGGUGAAACAUCUGGAGGUGAGCUGUUCGUCGAUGGCUGAAGACAUCUGCAGAAAGAGCGCCAUCAUAGAGACGUACGUGAUGGACAGCCGCAGAGAUGUGUCGGGGAGCACGGUCGGAGGUCACGGAGGCUCUCAGGGAGACCGGGGAGGUCUGGGUUCGGUCCUAAGAGAGCUGGUGAAACCAGGAGACGAGAAUCUGAGGGAGAUGAACAAGAAGCUGCAGCACAUGUUGGAGGAGCAGCUCACCAAGAACAUGCACCUGCAGAAGGACCUGGAGCUGUUGUCCCAGGAAUUAGUUCGUAUCAGUAAAGAGAGCAGUCCCGGUAGCAGUGCUGCUGGGUCAGGAUGAGGCUAUCACCUGGAUUAAUCCAUGCAGUCACUUCCAUCUCACCACUACCAUUCACCUCAGCUGGAAGGCUCAGGCUAACACCUGGAACCAAGUUUUCUUCCUUACCCCAUCUCUGCGCUAAGACCUGCUGUAGGCUCUGACUACUGCCUGAAGCUGUUAUGUUUUCACCAUUUCAGCCUGCGUCCUGGGUUGUGACUAAAUGCUGAAAUAAUGUCCAUGUCAUGCUUUCAGCCUGGAGGAAGCAGUACUUUUUAAAGGCGUAGAAGAAGACACUGAAUGGAAACACUGAGGAUAUUAAAAGCUGGCCUCAACUCAUGUACGUCUAUGUUGAAUGUACUGUAAUUAGACCGCACUGCUCCUGGCUACGACCUGCAGUGGUCACAUUAUAACAGACUCGUGCUUUCUGUUGUCUGUAAAUCUUUGCUUUCACUGGUUUCUGCUUUAUGUCUUAACACUCUGUCUGUCUGUCAGGGCCUGGCUAUAUCCUGAAGGACGCUUAUCCUAAAUGACUGACAGUGGUUCCUGUGUGCAGUAACUCUGUUGUGAUCCGAUUAUGUCCCGUCUGCUAAAGAACAUUACUGAGUAUGUGGGCUAUGUCUAUGCUGUCAGCUGACCUUUUUGAUCUUCUUAGGGAACUAAAUGUAAGAUCAUCAUGACACCUGAAUACCCCCCCCCAUUAAAAGAUGCAGUAUUUGCGUAUUUUAUUCUGAAAGUUCAGUUCGCCACUGCCUUGUCUUUCCUGCCUGCAUGGUGGUCAGGUCUCUGUUGUGGUGUCCUCGAUGUCGUUCAAACUCUCGUCCAGAUGUGUUCACUUCUGACUUUUAUAUCAGUGGGUGACGUCACAGUGGCGACGACCAUCUAACCACCAACAGACCUCCAGAGCAGACCGUAGACUCUGAGGUGAAUGACGUCAAAGACACCACAGAAACUAGGCCAGGAAAGUAGUACGAGGCUAGCUGUUUAUCAGCAACUGAGCUUUCAAAAUAAA
Neolamprologus brichardi is the source of this 3850-nucleotide messenger RNA. NCBI's taxonomy places the organism in Eukaryota, Metazoa, Chordata, Actinopteri, Cichliformes, Cichlidae. The record is from RefSeq and is a predicted model, not a curated record.